UGUGAGCCGAUCGAGUAUUCGCGUGAAGUAGGCCUAACGUUAGGCUAAGUUAUCAUGAAACGGAAGACGAAGUAUGAAGGAAGUACGAGAUAGCAUUGUAUCGACAUAAGUACGAGAUAGCAUUGUAUCGACAUAUCAAGUGUAGGCAACAGUAUACAUCUACAUGCAACGUCUUUCUGCAUUGCUUGUACUUUAGACCCAUUGCAUCGUCUGUCAUUUACAAUAGGGGAGGUAACUCGAACAGUAAAAGUCAUGAUAUUGUAUGUGAUAGGAACAAUUUUAAUAAUUCUGCUUGUGGGCUGGUUCUCAAAAUCAGAUCCGCCGGCAAAAUGUGGGAUUUAUACACAGCCGAACAAAUGGUAUCCUCUCAAGUACCAAUUUCUUUUAUUCGUGUUAAAAUUAAGACGCCGAAAGAAUGCGAAAAUGGACACUGCGACAGGUGAGAAUGCUGGAUAUGGCGUGAGGUCCAGGUCCAGUGCGGCAGACAUGGAAAAAGUCCAGACACUACCUCUAGAUAAACCAAAGGCAGUUGAUGCUGUUUACUUCAAUGGAGGGAACAAGGAUGGUCAAUAUUUUGUGGCUGCCACAGCCAGGAGGCAAAACAAUGUAGUCCAGACUGUCCUGUACAUCAGACUCCCUGGUGUUGGUCUCCUGGAGAUUCCAUCUAAACCAGACACCAAACUGCACAGUACAGAUCCACAGGCCUUUGCUGCUGGGGGACUGAAACUGGAACCAGUAGACCCAAUGAAAACCUGGAAAAUAUCUUACAAAGGUAAACUAAGAAAUCAUGAAACUCUUGAAGAGCUAGAGGUGACCUUUGACCUCACCUGGACAGCUUUCACUCCGUACUUUGAUUUUGACACUGACCUUCACCCAAACGUCAUGGCGGCAUCUAUUGCUAAAGAAAAGUGGUCCAGAAACUAUUUUGAUGUCCUUAAAAGUGUCCAUCAAACACACUAUGAACAGUUUGGUGAAAUAACAGGUGUAGUCAAUAUAACAGGAGUAGGGGAUAAGAUGGUUAAAGUUCAAGGGGUCAGGGACCACUCUUACGGAAACAUCCGUGAUUGGCGGUACUUCCAUAGGUAUGCCAUCAACUAUGCUACAUUGUCUGACAAGACAGCAGUCUGCAUAGGCUGUAUAUCCAUGCCUAUCACCAUGACCAGCUUAACUAUUGGCUACGUAAUCCACCCUGACGGUACCAAGGAAUCUGUGUCCUCCUCGGAGUUCCAGUUAGCUGAUCAUGGAGAAGAUGGAAACCCACCCAAACAGACAUCUUUUAAAUUCAUAGCAGGAGAGAAAGAGUACAAUGUGACAUGUACUGUCCAGGAAGCACCAAUCUUCUACAUUGGUGAGGGUCGGGAUGCCAAGAUCCAUGAACGUAUGUGUACCUACGACAUCAAUGGUCUACCUGGCUGGGGUGUCAGCGAGUGGGACUACAGAAAUGUUCCAUUUGAUGACGGCAGAACGUGAUGAAACAAGAUACCUAGGUACUCCAGCUAGUGAAAGUUAAUGUCAGAAUGUGCUAUUUUAUAAUUGUGUAUUGUCUGUAUAUGUUUUACAAGUAAUAAUAGUAUUGAUAUAGCCUAUGUGUACUCAUAUUUAUUCAAUAAUGAUCAUGUGCAAAUGUAUUUUGUCGAAUCUAAACUGUAUGAAGGUGGUGAAAUCAUAUUUAAAAUCAAGUACUAGUCAUAUCAUAGAGAUUUCAUGAUUAUCUUUCUGCCCUGCAGACUUGCCUGUUUCUUAAUAUAUGUAUUAUUUUCUUGAAUUUGAAAAUAAUGUAAUUUCAUAAAUAAAAAGUGAUUAAAAUAAAAU
This is a messenger RNA of Pecten maximus, 1812 nucleotides long. RefSeq lists its product as uncharacterized. The transcript has 9 exons. The record is from RefSeq and is a predicted model, not a curated record. The coding region runs from base 253 to 1470 and encodes 405 amino acids. NCBI's taxonomy places the organism in Eukaryota, Metazoa, Mollusca, Bivalvia, Pectinida, Pectinidae.